This is a messenger RNA of Acinonyx jubatus (cheetah), 888 nucleotides long. RefSeq names its product C-C motif chemokine ligand 20 (gene CCL20). Gene Ontology annotation, cellular component: extracellular region. Gene Ontology annotation, molecular function: chemokine activity; CCR chemokine receptor binding. NCBI's taxonomy places the organism in Eukaryota, Metazoa, Chordata, Mammalia, Carnivora, Felidae. The record is from RefSeq and is a predicted model, not a curated record. Bases 149 to 442 code for a protein of 97 amino acids. Gene Ontology annotation, biological process: positive regulation of ERK1 and ERK2 cascade; chemokine-mediated signaling pathway; monocyte chemotaxis. The transcript is spliced from 4 exons.
AAACCCACGUUAGAACACGCCUUCUGUGUACAUUCCCAAUAUUUGCUAUAAGUAGGGCCAUCCCAGACCCAGGCUGCUACCAGAACCCGGCAGCACUCUUAGCACACUGGGUACCCAGCACUGGGCAGAUCUAUUCCCUGAGCUGAAAAUGAUGGACAGUGGCAAGAACUUGCUCUUGGCUGCUGUGAUGUCCGUGCUGCUACUCCACCUGUGCAGCAAGUCGGAAGCAGCAAGCAGCUUUGACUGCUGCCUUCGGUAUACAGAACGCAUCCUUCAUCCCAGAUUUAUCGUGGGCUUCACGCAGCAGCUGUCCAAUGAAGCCUGUGAUAUCAAUGCAAUCAUCUUUUACACAAAGAAAAAAUUCGCUGUGUGCGCAGAUCCAAAGAAGAACUGGGUGAAACAGGCUGUGCAUAUCCUCAGCCAAAGAGUCAAGAAGAUGUGAAAACUGAUGCUCUCUGCGAAGGAAUUGGACAGAGCCCAAGAACAAAAGAAUCUAGCUGGAGUUGGCAGUUGAGAGUUUAGCUCUUACCUGAUUGGUGCCUCCUUGGACUUGUCCAAUUGAUGAAGUUGAUACAUAUUGCAUCAUAGUUUGCUUUGUUAAGCAUCACGUUAGAGUCAAACUCUAUUUUAUGUUAUUUAUAUCUAUGUUUUUGUGUGUGUGUGUUGCUAUUUAAUACUAAUUUCCUAUAAGCUAUUUGGUUUAGUAUGAAUGUGUAGAGGAAUGAGGUUAUAUAGCCUUUCUUGUAAGCUGCAAGCUAUUUGUAAAAAAAACCUAUUUAACAUUCUUCUGUCUACAUAGUUUUGUUCCUUAAACUGUUGUAAUUAACCUGUAAAAGAGAAAAAUGAUGAUUAAAAAUAAAUAUUGAAAAUAAAAGAAUGAAAUAAAAA